This is a messenger RNA of Cynoglossus semilaevis (tongue sole), 2141 nucleotides long. RefSeq names its product interleukin 17c (gene il17c). NCBI's taxonomy places the organism in Eukaryota, Metazoa, Chordata, Actinopteri, Pleuronectiformes, Cynoglossidae. Gene Ontology annotation, molecular function: cytokine activity. Bases 281 to 898 code for a protein of 205 amino acids. The transcript has 2 exons. The record is from RefSeq and is a predicted model, not a curated record. Gene Ontology annotation, cellular component: extracellular region.
UCAGACACAGUCAGAGCAGCAACAGUCAGACACACAGUCAGAGCAGCAACAGUCACAGAGAAGAGACAACAUGGACAUGACACUGGUGAGUGAACACUGAGGAGGAGAGGGGUCCUGAUGGAGGACCACUGAGGAGAGGAUGAGGAGGAGAGCACUUAGUUUGGGCUGACAGGAGGGGGGAGGAGAAAGGGGAGUCCAGGUGGACACAGGUGAAUCUCUGAGGAGAGCAGGGAAACAGGUGAAAAUAGAGGGGAGAAAAAAAGUUUAGGAGUAGGAGAAGAUGCAGAAGAAGAGGCUGAAGGGUGUCCCGCUGAAGGGUGUCCCGCUGAGAGCUCAGGUGAAGGAGGCUAACUUGGCUCCUCUGUGUCUCCUUCCACAGGUCUCCAUCAUCACGGCCGUCCUCCUCCUGAGCCUCCACGCUGCUCCAGCCUGGAGCUCAAAGCGGCAACGAUGCUACAGCGAAGAAGAGCUGAGUGAAGCUGCCGAGAAGAAGCUCAGCACCUACUACCUUCAGUCCCACAACCUACCAGCAAGAGGCGCUGUAGCCUCCGACUCCACCACCUCCUUCACCUGCCCUUUGCAUUUGUACCAGCAACAGCAGAAUCUUAAAAUCAGCAUGAGAUCGGUGUCUCCCUGGACAUACGUAAUCAAAACCAUGGUCGACCAUUACCCAUCAUCAUAUGCAGAGGCGAAGUGUCUGUGCACCGGCUGUAUCCUAAUGGAAGAAGGGCACCUCCCGGUGGAGAGUGAUAACUAUGUCAGUAUACCGCUGAUGCAGAGCCGUCUCUUCCUGAAGAGGGAGCUGUGCAACGGCGGAUCGAAGUACCAUCUCACACCCGUGACCCUGGACGUAGCCGUGGGCUGCGUUUGUCUAAAAUCAAGGAGCAAAGAGGUCUAAGACGAAACACUGACACCUGCUGGGAGCUUCCCUCAGUACACCUGAUUUCAACGCGAUCUGAGCAACACUGACACCUGCAGGUUCAUACAGUCGCUAGAGGGACACAAACCUAAAUAAGAAGCAACGACCCCUCCCAAAGUCACUCAAGCGAACUACACCUGGAUUUACUGACAUCUGCAGGUUUUGGACAAACACUACACCUAAAUGUAAUCGUUAUUUAAUAGACAUGUAUUUAUUUAUUUAUUUAGAUAAUUUAUUCAGGUGAAAUAUGUUCUCAAUGAAAACUUUGACUCGUACUUUAAACCCCGCCCACUUCACACACAGGCGAAACACAAACAAACAAAACAGUGAUGAAAAUAUUUUUUAAACUAGAAAGUAAUUUAUAUUAUUAGACAAUAUUUUGUCUACUGAGGUUUAUUAUAUUUUUUGGUCUUUGUAUAAAAAAAUUCUUUUUUAUUUUCUUAUAUAUUUAUUGACUUUUUUCUAAAAAAUCCCUGUAAUUUAUUAUUUUUUUUAAAUUUUCUUAUCUUUAUGGCGACGUUGACAUUUUAAUCCAGUUUGUUUGUUUGUUUUUACUCCUGUUUCAGGGCGGACUUGUAGCCAAGAGUUGAAUUCAAACCUUUUUACUUUUGUUUCUAAAUUGUUGUAGCAGUAACCGGAGCAUUUUGGUUGUUUUUCCUAUAGAUUUUUUUUUUGCUGCCAUAAAACCACAGCAUGCACUUCUCUGUGAAGAGUUUUAUAGUUUUGUACCGCUGUUCAUUUUGAUAUAUGUGUUAAUGUAUUUAAAUAUGAAGAUAUUUAUUGUUGUACGUGAUGACGAUGCGGCAGCAUCUUAACGGUUUAAAGGUUCAUCAAUGGACGUAGAAACAUUUAAAUAUAUUGUUUUAUUUAUGUCGUAGAUGUUUUGUCCCAGUGGGACUUUGAUAAUGACGAUGAUGAAGAGUCUGACGAAGACGUCGAUGUUCAGCUUCUUUGAAGCGAAACCAAUAAACGCAAAGAUAAAGAAAAUCUGUUUGGUUUUGUUUUGAACUGUCAAAGAAAGAUGUCAACACGAAGGUAGAGUUAGCAGGUUAGCUAAAAUAGUUAGCGAAGAGAUUACUGAAAGUCUAGUUAGAGUUAGUUAAACGAAAACUGCUACAUUUGCUAAAAUAGGAACAUAACGUUGGCUGUGAUAAAAAAAUAAAAAUAAAUAAAAUUUAACGAAUUUUUUAUUAUUAUUUCUACUCACAAGAGUACUUAAUAA